Messenger RNA from Arachis duranensis, 2186 nucleotides. Its product is annotated as protein ROOT PRIMORDIUM DEFECTIVE 1. The record is from RefSeq and is a predicted model, not a curated record. Bases 143 to 1567 code for a protein of 474 amino acids. Gene Ontology annotation, molecular function: RNA binding. NCBI's taxonomy places the organism in Eukaryota, Viridiplantae, Streptophyta, Magnoliopsida, Fabales, Fabaceae. The transcript has a single exon.
CCACAUCAGUUUCAGUAUUUUACAAAUCCGCCCCAAAUGUUUUGUAUAAUGCUGUUUAUACCCUUCCACUGUCGUUAAGCUCACUUCUCAGCUGAACUCUGAAGCAAGCUCAUCAGAAAAACAAAAACCCUAAAUCCCCAAAAUGCGAACCUUUAUCGUACACAGCUCCAAGCUCAUCAAAAGCAAGAUAAAAAAUAUCCCUAUGAUUCAGCAUCAGCAUCAGCAUCACCAUCACCAUCAUCCGAAUUUCAAUCCCACGCGAGCAAUGUCGCAAUCCACCUCGAUCCCGAAGAAAAUGCAGAGGGUUCGCGACCACGGCUACGACAACUACAUGGAAGUCGAGAAGAAAACUCGGAAGGUCCUCAAGGUCCAGAACAUCAUCCUCAACGAGCACAACCAAUCGCUCCCAAUCUCGCGCCUCGAAACCCUAGCGCACCGCAUAGGCUUCACGCGCAACACAGUCGGUGCUUUCAUCCUUAAGUUCCCUCACGUCUUCGAAAUCUUCGAGCACCCCGUGCAGCGCGUGCUCUUCUGCCGCCUCACGCGCCAGGCAAUCCUCCAAAUCAAGCAGGAGAAUGAAGCAUUGCUCGCUCAGGUUCCACGCGCCGUCACGUGCCUCCGCAAGCUUCUCAUGAUGUCGAACACGCAGCGGCUUCGCCUCGAGCACGUGAGGAUCGCACGCUCCGCUCUAGGGUUACCGGACGACUUCGAAUUCUCGGUGGUUUUAAGGUAUCCUCAAUUUUUUCGCUUAGUUGAUGCAAAUGAGAGAAGGAACAAGUACAUUGAGCUUGUAGAAAGAGAACCUAGUUUAGCAGUCUGUGCAAUUGAGAAUGUUAGAGAGAGAAUUUACAGGGAGAGAGGUGGUGAUGCUGAAGAUGUUAGGUUCUCAUUUCUAAUUGAUUUUCCACCAGGUUUUAAGAUUGGGAAGUAUUUUAAGAUUGCAAUGUGGAAGUGGCAGAGGUUACCUUAUUGGUCCCCUUAUGAGGAUGUUUCUGGCUUUGAUUUGAGGUCGAUUGAGGCGCAAAAGAGGAUGGAGAAGAGGGCUGUUGCCUCAAUCCACGAGUUGUUGUCAUUGACCGUGGAGAAGAAGAUUACCUUGGAGAGGAUCGCACACUUCCGGCAGGCGAUGAACCUGCCGAAUAAGUUGAAGGAUUUCCUUCUCCAGCACCAGGGGAUUUUCUACGUGUCGACAAGGGGGAACCAGGGGAAGCUCCACACGGUUUUCCUGCGAGAGGCUUAUAGGAAGGGUGAGUUGAUUGAGCCAAAUGAUCUGUAUUUGGCGCGGAGGAAGCUGGCUGAGUUGGUCUUGUUGAGCCCCCGGAAGGCGAGGAUUGACAGGGAAUUGGUUGGAUACAGGAGAAGCAGGUUGGAUGAUGAGAUGGGGCAGAUAACAAGGGUAGCUGUGGAGGAUGCCUAUGAGGACUUCAAGGGUGAAGAUGUAAUGGAUCAGGAUAAGGAUGAAGAGGGAAAUUUGACCUCGGACAUAGGUUCAGAUGUUGAUUCGGAUGUUGGAGAUGAAGACAAUAGUUUUGAUGAAGAUAGUGUAUCAAGGCAAGAAACAUCAUAACUUAGUGUAGGAGGGAAUCAUUUGAUCAAGGGUUUUUCCAAUUUUGCGAUUGAUGAGUGUCUCACUCUAUAUAGUUUCCAAUUUUGAAACAGUGGAUAAUUCUUAUUUAUACCCCAUCUCAACUAAAGUGAUAAUUUUAAUGUUGAUUGGCCAAGUGUUUUAAGUCUCUCAUUGAACUAUUGAAGGAUGAGGAACACUACUAAGGGAUUUUAGCUUUAUUGGAAUAUCGUAUUGAGGAUGAUAUCUGAUCCAAACUCAGCUCUUGGAGAUUAUUAUAUGGAAGAAGAUAUCCUUUUACUCAUGGACUCAUUUGUCACCUACCAUGUUUUUUAUCUGUACAUACUACAUACUGAAACCAUUUUACGGAAGAAAAAGUUGGGGAAAGAAGGGAUUAACUGGUUCAAGCUUAAAGUCACAAAUUGGUGAAGCUUGUGCCCCACUCGAAUGAGAUUCUCAAAUCACAGUACUCAAUUUUGAUGCUAAUAUACUACUUGAGGACAGAAAAUGCCCUUGAGAAGAUGUGAUUGUAUACUGGAUAAGCAUCAUGUACUUGUACUUGAUGAAUGACAAUGUAUUGAGUGAAAUCCUGAACUAAAUGCUAAAUGCUAGCUUUGUAACC